AUGUUUACAGCUCUGCAUGCAUGUGGUGAUCUUUCAUCUCACAUAUUGAACUUGUUUGUUGAUUCUGAUAGGGCAACAGUGUUAUGCCUGGUCGGCUGCUGUUAUAAUCUCUUAACAGAAGAAUUUCCUUCAAAGGAAUUUCAUGAUAAUGCUGCAAAACAAGGUUUAUCAUAUGGUUAUGGAUUUCCCAUGAGUAGCCAUUUACGAAACAGAUCAUUCCACCUGGGUAAAAAUGCUCGAUCACUAGCAUCUCAGCCAUUAGAUAGGCUCAGAGUCAACCAGACAGUUCCCUCAGACACAUUGUUUUGGAGAGCUGUUUUGCAGGUUAUACUCAUUGAAAAAUUAGGCAACCCAAAAAAUAAAAUUGAAUUGAGGGUAGGAAAACUGAACAAGAAAGUUAAUUCUUUCAAUGAAUAUGUUAACAAGGCCAUUCAAAAACUCAACUUGGACAUUACAGUAAUAUCUGAUGCUGAAAUAUCAGAUUAUUAUUUGAGGUAUAGUAGUCAUAAAGAUAAAUAUUUUGCGUUUUAUAAACUGAGGACAUGCAUGGGUCCUGUUAUUGAAGCACUUAUUCAACUUGAUCGAUUGCUCUUUCUCUUAGAACAAGAAAAUACGCAUUCAGCAUUUUUGAUUGAAAUAUUUGAUCCAGUAAUAUCUCCCAGGUGCUAUUCACUGAUUGCAAUCAAACAAACGUCAAACGAAAGAUUUUAG
Helobdella robusta is the source of this 711-nucleotide messenger RNA. RefSeq lists its product as hypothetical. The transcript has 5 exons. Lineage: Eukaryota; Metazoa; Annelida; Clitellata; Rhynchobdellida; Glossiphoniidae. The coding region runs from base 1 to 711 and encodes 236 amino acids. The record is from RefSeq and is a predicted model, not a curated record.